Priapulus caudatus is the source of this 2426-nucleotide messenger RNA. Its product is annotated as BTB/POZ domain-containing protein 9-like. The coding region runs from base 94 to 2058 and encodes 654 amino acids. The transcript is spliced from 14 exons. NCBI's taxonomy places the organism in Eukaryota, Metazoa, Priapulida, Priapulimorpha, Priapulimorphida, Priapulidae. Gene Ontology annotation, molecular function: protein binding. Gene Ontology annotation, biological process: adult locomotory behavior; circadian behavior; modulation of chemical synaptic transmission. The record is from RefSeq and is a predicted model, not a curated record.
CAGCUAAAUGUCCGGAGUAACCGAGUUACAGGACUUCGGGGUUGAAAGGUGCGCUUACACAUUACCAAGCACUGGCAAGAAUUUGCUUAAGGCAUGUGUGACCGGCGUACGUUCCUGUCAUCUCAGUCGCUCCCAGAACAAGAGGUGGACCAUGUCAGCCAGCUGUCUGAAAAUCUCAGCCAGCUCUUCCUCAAUGAAGAGUACAGCGACAUCACACUGCAAGUUGAAGGCCAGUCUUUUCCUGGUCAUCGGGUUAUCUUGGGUUCCCGAAGUGAUUAUUUCAGAGCACUGCUGUAUGGAGGCAUGAAAGAAUCUACAUUGUCAACAGUUGAGCUGAAGGCAACAUCAGCCGUACCUUUUCGUAUGUUAUUAAAAUACAUAUACACAGGGAGGAUGAAUUUAAGCAGUUUAAAGGAAGACCUCUUACUAGAUGUGCUUGGCCUUGCUAACCAGUAUGGCUUCAAAGAACUGGAAGCCAGCAUCUCAGAUUAUCUAAAAGCCAUCCUUAGUGUCUACAAUGUGUGCAUGAUAUACGAUGUGGCAACGUUGUUUAGUCUAACCAGCUUGAGGCAAACCUGCUUUGAUUACAUGGACCGACAGGCACAGGAAGUUCUGAGCAGUGAUGCGUUUACAUCUAUCUCAGCUAAUUCUCUACAUGUGAUGAUUUCACGCGAUUCAUUCUGCGCAAACGAGAUUGACAUAUUCCGCGCUGUUCUUCGUUGGACUAAAGUCAACAGCUCUGAGAAGGAAGGAAUAUCCGAGAUUCUGAAUGCAAUACGUCUUCCUCUCAUGACGCUGCCGGACUUGCUUAAUGAAGUUCGACCAACUGGACUAAUGCAACCAGAUGCCAUCCUGGAUGCCAUCAAAGAGAGGGUAGAGCUCAGAGUGAUGGAACUCAACUAUAGGGGCAUCUUAUUGCCAGAGGAGAAUGUAGCCUCACUGCGACAUGGAGCACAGGUGCUACAAGGUGAGGUAAAGACGGCACUACUAGAUGGCGACACUCUUAACUAUGAUAUGGACCAUGGCUUUACGCGGCACCCGAUAGAGGACAGUGUAAACAAGGGAAUAGUGGUAAAGCUGGGAACGCAGUGCAUAGUUAAUCAUAUGCGCCUUCUGCUCUGGGACAAGGACAUGAGGUCGUAUUCAUACUACAUUGAAGUGUCCAUGGAUGAGAAGGACUGGGUGAAAGUCGGUGAUCACAGCAAAUACCUCUGCAGAUCCUGGCAACGUCUUUACUUUACUCCCCGGGUGAUACGAUAUUUUACUUACAGAUUUGUACGAGUUGUUGGCACACAUAACACAGUGAAUAGGGUUUUCCAUUUAGUUGCCUUGGAGGCAAUGCAUACGAAAGAUACAUGUGAGACAGCAAAUGGGCUUAUUGUUCCUUGCAACAACAUUGCUACCAUACAGCAGAGUGCUAUGGUUAUAGAGGGGGUUAGUAGGUGCCGCAAUGCUCUAAUAAAUGGAGACACGCAGAACUAUGACUGGGACUCUGGAUAUACAUGUCAUCAGCUCGGAUCCGGUGCAAUUGUUGUACAGCUCACACAGCCCUACCUAGUGGACUCAAUGAGAAUGCUUUUGUGGGAUUGUGACAACAGGACUUACUGUUAUUACAUUGAAGUCUCAAUAGACAACCAAACAUGGGAUGUGGUCUGUGAUCGAUCAAAACAGCCUUGUCAGUCAUGGCAGAUGAUCAAGUUCAGCAAAAGACCUGUCGUAUUUAUUAGAAUUGUUGGAACACACAAUACAGCAAAUGAGGUAUUUCACGUUGUGCAUUUUGAGUGUCCUGCAUCACCAGAACCUGAAUCCUGUAAUAGUCCUUCCGGCAGCAACACCAGAGAUCGGCAAGAUGAUGUGGUGCGACCAACUAGGUCGGAAGGUGGUGCUAGUGCAUCAUCAUUGUCAGCAGACAAUGCAGAGCAUGGUGGCCCUGUUCGAAGGGAAACAGCCCAAGAGCAGCCUCGACCAUCGGCGCUCGACAGAGUGAACCUGCAGGGGCUUGGGAAUCAGAACUGGUCAGGCUCAAACCAUGGGCCAACACAAGGAGAUCCCCGAUGACAUGGCUGUGCAUUCUUCCUGUUUCCAUGCAACUUUUGGCUGAUGUGUUAGGUGUACCUCGUAGCAGUGUAACUAUGUUCAUAGUAGAAAUGCACUCAUAGUUUUUGAGUGAUAUUAGACAAACGAUCACCUCCCAUUGUGUUUUUACUCAACGUCCACAAUUGUUGCGUUUUUUUACAAGUGCCGUAAUGUGAUGGAGAAAUCGACUGUUUGUCUGGGAUGACUUAUUUGAAUAGCAGCUUAGCAUCUGGUAGAAUUGUAUUUGAGUUGAGAAAAAAACCCUCAUCUACUGCAGCUCAUAGGGUCUAUGUCCCCCAGGGUACUGCCGGAACGUACCCUGAUAACUAUUUGAUAUGGUUAGGGUUAGG